CCCCAGAUUUGCGUCUGUUUACCAUAUUAUGUAAGAUUUCUUCUUUGUCUCCUUUAAUUUCUAUUUCCUUUGUGAACGUUGAGGAUGGCUGGUAUGAUUGUACUUAUUGUUACAAUGUUGGUUAUUCCACAUGUGUCAUCUAGAUGCGAGUUUGGCCGUCCUUUACCAUAUGUCUUUUGUGGGCGUGGUCCUUCCAGACAAAACUGUCCUUCCGGAUAUACUUGUAACAUCGAUUCAGCGGACAAAUUCGGAGUUUGCUGUCGUGAAAAGGUCAUGCCAGAAUGUGAGGUUGGCCAUCCUUUACCUAACGUCUUUUGUGGGCGUGAUUCCUCAAGUGAAAACUGUCCCCAGGGGUAUUAUUGUAAUAUCGAUCCAACAGACAGAUUUGCAGUCUGUUGUCGUUAUAAGGACGACGAUGAUACCAAUGACAACACACUCAAGAAACCAUGAAUUAUUUCUUGGUCGUAGUAGAAGUAAAUUUAAGACUUGAGGGAAAGUUAUUAUUCAAAGAAAACUUCAAUGAAAACGUACGUGCCUGUACAUAGAUCUUUUGCACACGGGAAUGUUAUGCUUGGUCAAAGGUCAUUGUGGAAUUCAUAUCCAUUUCUUCAUCAUUGUGAACCAACGACGAUUGAGCAACAACAUCUAACACAUUUGGUUAAGCAUAUAAGUUGAUAAAAUUAUGGCAGUCUUAAAAGAUACAGAUUAAAGUUACCACCAAGA
Molecule: messenger RNA, 723 nt
Organism: Ostrea edulis (European flat oyster)
Lineage: Eukaryota; Metazoa; Mollusca; Bivalvia; Ostreida; Ostreidae
Exons: 4
Coding region: 85-450 (121 amino acids)
Source: RefSeq, a predicted model, not a curated record